Ylistrum balloti is the source of this 423-nucleotide messenger RNA. Its product is annotated as pituitary homeobox x-like. The coding region runs from base 1 to 423 and encodes 140 amino acids. Gene Ontology annotation, biological process: regulation of transcription by RNA polymerase II. Gene Ontology annotation, molecular function: RNA polymerase II transcription regulatory region sequence-specific DNA binding; DNA-binding transcription factor activity, RNA polymerase II-specific. Lineage: Eukaryota; Metazoa; Mollusca; Bivalvia; Pectinida; Pectinidae. The record is from RefSeq and is a predicted model, not a curated record. The transcript is spliced from 3 exons.
AUGGAGUCUCUCUUCUCAAAGUCCCAUUAUCCGGAUAUAUUCGUCCGUGAGCAGCUGGCAUCCAAAAUAAAUCUUUGUGAGGCACGAAUACAGGUUUGGUUUCAAAAUCGUCGAGCCAAGUGGCGGAAAGACAUGCGCAAUACGAAGACUUUUCAUCCUCCGGAUUGGAGAAGAACAUUCGGCUUUAACGAUUUGAUGUACUACCAUUUAGCCCGGAGUCAAUACAAUGGAUUCACUCCUUCCGGUUACUACACCUCUUUCCGACCUGAGAUAGAAAUCCCCUACAACAAGACAGUCAAUGGUCAUUUUCCUGGUUGUAACUCGACGAGAUGUGAAGGACAUCAUCACUACGUCGGGUGUUCUAGUGUAUCGAGGGGAAGUAACUCUGAUGUACCGUUCGUCUUAAAGAAGAAAAUGGACUGA